Diprion similis is the source of this 1329-nucleotide messenger RNA. RefSeq names its product retinol dehydrogenase 12-like. Lineage: Eukaryota; Metazoa; Arthropoda; Insecta; Hymenoptera; Diprionidae. The record is from RefSeq and is a predicted model, not a curated record. The coding region runs from base 181 to 1233 and encodes 350 amino acids. The transcript is spliced from 6 exons.
CCGCGUUUGCAGAUGGACGCUGAACGAGUUUUUACUGUGCUUGCCGAAGAAUCUAAGCUGAGGAUAAAAUACGUUGGGUGAAAAAGUUCGAGCUGAAAAAAUCGACUGGUGAUUGUGUACUGUGUGUGUGGAAAGACUUUUAUCAACAGUUGUUUUUCGACGGAUAAAGGGUGGACCAAAAUGUGGCCGUUCAGUAGCUCGUGUCGAAGCAAAGUACGGUUGACUGGAAAAACGAUCGUAAUAACAGGGGCUAAUACGGGCAUUGGAAAAGAAACGGCGAGGGAUCUUUACUGGCGAGGAGCUAAAGUCAUCUUGGCAUGCAGAGAUGUUGACAAGGCCAACGCCGCUGUGGAGGAAAUCAAAGCCGUCCCACCUUCCGAUCCGAAACGAGAACAAUUUAUCGGCGGGCCCGGUGAACUCGUUGUCUGCAAAUUGGAUCUGACCAGUUUAGCCAGUGUCAGAGAGUUCGCGAAACGCAUAUACGAGACAGAGUCGGUUGUCGACAUCCUCAUCAACAACGCCGGGGUCAUGAUGUGCCCCAAGGGGGUCACGGAGGAUGGCUUUGAGAUACAAUUCGGCACCAAUCACCUCGGCCACUUCCUCUUGACCCUGUUACUCCUGCCGUUGAUGGUUAACAAUGAGAAAGACUGUGAUCACCCUUCCAGAAUAAUCAACGUUUCGUCCGCGGCUCACGCGCGUGGUCAGCUCGACUUCGAAGAUCUAAUGUCGGACAAGUCUUACGUCCCCUUCAGAGCCUAUUGCCAAAGCAAGUUGGCCAAUCUGCUGUUUACGCGGGAAUUGUCUCGGCGAUUGCGAGAGACGGCCAUCACCGGUGUCAACGUCUACGUGCUCCAUCCAGGAGUCAUCAACUCUGAAUUAGCGCGCCAUUUUGAACAAAACAUCUCACGAGGCUUGAGAUUAGUUUUUGGAUUCUUCCGGACGUUCGUUAAAUCAGUUGAACAAGGCGCCCAGACGACCAUUCAUUGCGCCGUCGACGAAGCUGCGGCCGAGCAGACGGGACUUUAUUACUCGGAGUGUGCGGUAUCCCAGCCUUCACCCGCCGUAUUGAACGAUGAAAAAGCCGCCAGACUUUGGAAUGAGAGUGCAAAGUUCGUUGGACUUCCUAGCGAGAAUCUGGGGGAAAUAAUAGAGCAUGUUACCAAGGAAUUUCGUUCUGCUGAUACAGUCGAUGAAACCGAUAAACUCUCGAAGGAACCUCACACUUCGAAAUGAACAACUUGCAUCACGUUAGAUUAUUUUUAUACCGAUCAUUUUCGAUAUCAACUUUACAUGUCAUUCACCAAUAAAAUAUUUUCUUACUUUCUGUAA